Molecule: messenger RNA, 927 nt
Organism: Vanderwaltozyma polyspora DSM 70294
Lineage: Eukaryota; Fungi; Ascomycota; Saccharomycetes; Saccharomycetales; Saccharomycetaceae
Gene: ATP3
Product: F1F0 ATP synthase subunit gamma
Exons: 1
Coding region: 1-927 (308 amino acids)
Biological process (GO): proton motive force-driven ATP synthesis
Molecular function (GO): proton-transporting ATP synthase activity, rotational mechanism
Source: RefSeq, a predicted model, not a curated record
AUGUUUUCAAGAGUUCCUGCAUGUGCUGCUCGCAGCAGUGUUCAAGUUGCUAACAAUGUUAUGGCUCGUUCUGUUUUCGCUAAUUCUACAAGAAACUAUGCUACUUUGAAGGAAGUCGAAACUCGUUUAAAGUCUAUUAAAAAUAUUGAAAAGAUUACCAAGACUAUGAAAAUCGUCGCCUCUACCAGAUUAGGUAAAGCUGAUAAGACCAAGGUCACUGCCAAGAAGUUCGAAGAUGCUGACAACCAAUUCUACAAGAAUGCUGAAACUAAGGUCUUGGAAGAAGAUGCUGCAAACCCAAAGGAAUUGAUUAUCGCCAUCACUUCUGAUAAAGGUUUAUGUGGUUCCAUCCAUUCUCAAUUAGCCAAGGCUGUUAGAAGACAUUUGGCCGAAGCCCCAAACGCUGAUGUUGUUACCGUUGGUGACAAAGUUAAAAACCAAUUGUUAAGAACACACGCCAACAGUAUCAAAUUGGCUAUCAACGGAGUCGGUAAAGAAGCCCCAACUUUCCAAGAGUCAUCAUUCAUCUCUGAUAAAUUGAUCAAUGAAAUGAAAUUGAACACUUACCCAAAGAUCUCCAUCUACUACAACAACCCAAUCAGUUCUCUAUCCUUCGAGCCAACCAACGAACCAGUCUUCAACGUCGAAACCACUGAAAAAUCUCCAUCUUUCAACAAAUUCGAAAUCGAUACCGAUGCUAACGUCUCUGCCGACAUGUUCGAAUACAACUUGGCAUCCAAGAUCAUGAGCGCAAUGGCCCAAGGUUAUUCUGCUGAAAUCAGUGCCAGAAGAAACGCCAUGGAAAACGCCUCCAAGAACGCAGGUGAUAUGAUCAACAGAUACUCUAUCUUAUACAACAGAACCAGACAAGCAGUUAUUACCAACGAAUUGGUCGAUAUCAUCACUGGUGCCUCAUCUUUGAACUGA